Molecule: messenger RNA, 396 nt
Organism: Lactuca sativa (garden lettuce)
Lineage: Eukaryota; Viridiplantae; Streptophyta; Magnoliopsida; Asterales; Asteraceae
Source: RefSeq, a predicted model, not a curated record
AUGAAGCCAUCAUCACUUUCUUGUGUUCUCCUACGUCUCUUCAUCAUCGUGACUACAUGCUCAAUCUCUUCCAUCACUACAGUCAUCUCUGACGAUGUUGUAGACAUUACCGGAGACCUCGUGAGAAAUGGUGGGAAAUACUACAUCAUCCCAAUGGAAGGUAGCGACUACCCCGCCCCAACCACGCGUGGCAGAAUCAAGCUAACAGACAGUAUUUAUGGUGAGAAAAUUUGUCCACUUGUCGUUGUGCUUGAUCCAUCGGAUGAUAAACUAGGAGACGGGUUCUACUUUUCUCAGCUUACUCGACAGUUAUAUCUCGAUUCAUCAAGCAUUCGUAUUGAUUCGGGGCCUCCUGUGGGUGAAUGUGAAGCGUCGACAUCUUGGACCAUCGGAUGA